GAGAGCGAACUGUUGUCAGAGACAGCAGACACAUGGCAAAGAAAUUCUGGGAUCCUUAAAAUCUUUUACCUGUAGAAGUUCCAUGUGGAAGUCCAUAUGCUGAGGCUGUGCGUCGUGUUCAUCUACCUCUUGUAUGGGGCGAAAACAGAUCCCGGGGAGACAUGCCCUGCAUUCACAGCUCUCAACAUUGGCAAUGCUUUGAUAGGGACAGACCUGAAAGUGAAGCUGCUGCUCUACACCAGACAGAACCCAAACUGUGCUGAAAAGCUCAAUUCAACAGCCUCCAAGUAUCUAGAUGUGACCAAGAAAACCAGCUUCAUCAUCCAUGGAUACCGACUCACAGGCUCUACCCCGAUCUGGAUCCCUGACUUGGUACACCUUCUGCUUUCUGUAGAAGACAUGAACGUCAUCCUUGUGGACUGGAACCAGGGGGCAACAACUCUCAUCUACAGUAGUGCUUCCAGAAACUGUAAGAAAGUUGCUGAGAUUCUGAAGAAACUUAUUGAUGAAAUGCUGAUUGAUGGAGCGUCGCUUGACUCCUUGCACAUGAUAGGAGUGAGCCUGGGAGCACAUAUCUCUGGCUUCGUGGGACAGAUGUUUGAUGGUACACUUGGAAGAAUCACAGGCCUUGACCCAGCGGGCCCCUUGUACAGAGGAAAGCCGCCCAGCGAGAGGCUGGAUCCUACAGACGCACAGUUUGUCGACGUCAUUCAUUCGGACACCGACGGGCUAGGUUACGCAGAAGCACUAGGCCACAUAGACUUCUACCCCAAUGGCGGAACCGACCAGCCUGGCUGUCCACUGACAAUAUUUUCUGGAUUGCAGUAUUUUAAAUGUGACCACCAGAGGUCUGUUUUCCUGUUCAUGUCAUCCCUGAAACAGAGCUGCAAUAUUACUGCAUACCCGUGUGACUCCUACAGAAAUUACAGGAAUGGCAAAUGUACCAGCUGCGAAAGUUUCUGGCCUAUGCCAUGCCCCAUCCUAGGUUAUUAUGCCCAUAAGUGGAAAAGCUAUUUAACACAACAGAGCCAUCCAGUGACGAGUAUGUUUUUUGAUACAGCGGACAAAGAGCCAUUCUGCAUUUAUCACUACUUUGUGGAUAUUACUACCUGGAACAAAGACACCAGAAGAGGCACCUUCAGCAUCGUACUAGCUGAUGAAACUGGGAAGAAGGCAGAAUCUAAAGUUAAUCCAGAAGCUGCAGCCUUUCAGCGGUACAACCAAAUCACUUUGCUAAUUGGAUUUGACCAGGACUUUGAAAAUGUAAAAAGAAUUUCCUUGACAUUUUCCACGGGAUCUGUCAUUGGCCCAAAAUUCAAACUCAGGAUUCUCCAAAUGAGGUUUCGGUCACUUACAAAUCCAGAAAGGCCGCAGCUGUGCAGGUACGACCUCAUCCUGAAGGAGAACACCAAAAAAACCUUCAAGCCCAUCCCGUGUUGGAGAUGAGCCAAGACCCCAGCGCGUUGCUUCCGCAUGUAACGUCGGACAUUUGCACGGCCACAACCGGACUCACCUCAGAG
Molecule: messenger RNA, 1520 nt
Organism: Grus americana (Whooping crane)
Lineage: Eukaryota; Metazoa; Chordata; Aves; Gruiformes; Gruidae
Gene: LIPH
Product: lipase H
Exons: 10
Coding region: 97-1446 (449 amino acids)
Biological process (GO): lipid metabolic process
Molecular function (GO): lipase activity; carboxylic ester hydrolase activity
Source: RefSeq, a predicted model, not a curated record